AUGAAUGCUGAGAGUAUAGUUGGUAACCAGAAAUUCGUACUUAAUUCCGUUGAUGUUGAUACAAUUCCGAUCCAGGUGGAGAUAGUCUAUUCGGAUCGGGAGUCUCUUCUCGGCUGUUUUCAUGUCUUGGCUACUCCGGACGAGUUGAAGUCUGAAAAUCUAGUUCAAGAGCAAUCUUACAACCAUCAGUCGGUUAUGGAACUGAACAUAAUUGCGAAGGAGGAACGAUCCCAGAACUCAUCUGCUCCAAACUAUCCAAAUGGCGCAGCUCCAGCUCAACAGCAUUCCGUGCUCAACAAUCUUGUGUCGAGUCAAAAUUCUGGGUCUUCCGAAGGCAACGCCGUGUCACCACACUCACAAGUAGAGUUACCAGAGGGUUUCACAAGUAAAAGGGACAUUUGCAUUGAUGGGAUUCCUGCUGGAUUCGAGAAAGAGGACCCACAACUGGAUCACUUCAGUCUAGUCGCAGGACGGACUUCAACAAGCCAUACACCAGUUUUCUAUAAUGUUACAACAUCAGAGGUCGAUAGAAGAAUCAAUGGAAUUGAGAAGCUCAACAGUUCCAGUAUCGCGUGCACACUGAAGAAAUCAAAGGUCAGGAACGGCGGAGAGAUUCUACGCAAGAAAUUGGAGGGACGCGGUGUGGAUCUCGUUCUGAACACAAGACAAAACGCGUCUCCCAACUCGAUCAUUUCGUUGACAGAAGCCGAAGCUGUUCAUUUUGGUAAAGACUUGGACGAGGCGAUUGAUAACGGAUAUCCCCAAGCAGAACUGGCUGAAGAGUUUGCUAGAGAGGCGCUGAGCCAAGAAAAUGUCAAGUUGGAAAGUUUGUUGAAUACGGAGGCAUUCAUGGAAUGCAUGUCGUCUCUCAACAACAUUAUCUCAUCAGUCGUUCCACCGUGCACCGGACUCCGCCCAAAGGCUUCAAAUAAUCUCAGCUUGAAUCUCGGAAUGGAGGAAUUCUCUCAAGCGACUCAUGGAAUGGGAAUCAUGACGAAUCAUUUGUGGCUUCGUGAAUUGACGACAUUGGGGACGGAUAUGACGAAAAUGAUGAAAGAGCGAAUGGAAAUGAAGAAAAAAGAUGAUACGAAAUAA
Caenorhabditis remanei is the source of this 1095-nucleotide messenger RNA. RefSeq lists its product as uncharacterized. Gene Ontology annotation, biological process: regulation of transcription by RNA polymerase II; anatomical structure development; regulation of cell population proliferation. The transcript has 5 exons. The coding region runs from base 1 to 1095 and encodes 364 amino acids. Gene Ontology annotation, molecular function: RNA polymerase II transcription regulatory region sequence-specific DNA binding; DNA-binding transcription factor activity, RNA polymerase II-specific. The record is from RefSeq and is a predicted model, not a curated record. NCBI's taxonomy places the organism in Eukaryota, Metazoa, Nematoda, Chromadorea, Rhabditida, Rhabditidae. Gene Ontology annotation, cellular component: nucleus.